CCCCGGCCAAGCACACACGGGCUGGCCCGGACCGGCGCAGCGGGGAACGGCCAGUGGCUGCGCUGUAGUGGGCUGGUAGCUCACAUUUGAUGGAUCCCAGACCCGCUCAGAGCUGAGGCGCUCAGGUGACCUUUGAAGUCAAGGAUCUUGGAGCACCGUUUCCUCCCCUAGCAUGGGGCUUUCAUUCCUGGUUUGCCUCUCCCUGGGGUUCAUGCUCACUGGAGUUUCUUUCAGCACUUGGCAGUGCCCGCGGAUUCCCUAUAGUGCUACCAGGGACUUCACUGUCAAGUAUGAUCUGCCCAGCUUCACCGCGGAAGGCCCCAUCCAGAACAUUGUCACCUACAAGGAUCCGAGCGGAGCAGCUGCCCUCUUUGUGGCAGUGCGAAACAAGAUCUAUGUGGUGAGCCCGGCACUGGCAAACUCAUCAGUCAUCGUGACUGGCCCCGUGGGCAGUGCUCAGUGCGAGAUCUGUGCCCAGUGCCAGGAGCCAGGAGCCAGCCGGAAGCCUGAAGACACAGAUAAUGUGGUUCUGGUGAUGGACCCAUCUGAGCCAUGGCUAUACAGCUGUGGCACUUCCCAGCACGGCCGGUGCUUCCAGCACGAAUUGGAAAUCCAAGACAGCCUGGUGGUGGUUAGUGCCACCUACUGUUUGUAUGCAGCUCAGAACAGUCCUGAUGAGUGCCCAGACUGCGUGGCCAGCCCCCUGGGGACGAGGGUCCUGGUGACUGAAACCAGCCGUGUUUCUUACUUCUACAUUGCCUCUACCAUCAAUAGCAGCAUAGCUGCAAGGUACAGCCCGAAAUCGGUGUCUAUCCGGAGACCGAAGGCCACUUUGGAUGGGUUCUGUAUUUCCGAUUCCCUCAGUGUGCUUCCGGAGUUCCAGGACUCCUACCCCAUUGACUAUGUGUAUUCCUUCAAUGCCCAGGACUUUGUGUACUUCCUGACUGUCCAAAAGGAGAGCCCCAAAUCUGGAUCAUACCACACGCGGCUGGUGCGGCUGAAAGCCAAGGAGCACAACAUGGGUUGGUACCGCGAGCUGGUCCUGGAUUGCCGCUUCGAGUCCAAGCGCAGACGGAGGCGGAGCUCGGAUGGGGAGCACAAACACGAUGUGGCUUUCAACGUGCUGCAGGCAGCCCAUGUGGCCCGGCCGGGCCCAAAGCUGGCCCAGGAAAUCAGCGUCAACGACACUGACCUGGUCUUGUUUGGUGCGUUCGCUGAGAGUGAGGCAGAGAGCUCCGUGCCUCGCUGGUACUCGGCGGUGUGCGCCUUCCCCGUGCACCAGAUCAACCAGGCCAUCGAGGAUGGAAUGUCCAAGUGCUGUGGCAUUGCCCAGCGCGAGCUGCUGCGAGGGCUCAGCUUCUUUCAGGCCGUUGAGUACUGCCCCCACAACUUGAACCUCUCGUCUCCGGUGGUGGAUACCAGCUGCUGGAACAAGCCCACCUUGGUCACCACAGCCCCCUACAAGGUGGAUCUGUUCAAUGGGAACAUGGCCGGAGUCCUGCUCACCUCCAUCUUUGUGAUGGCCCAGGGCAAUGUGACGGUCGCCCACCUGGGCACGGCGGAGGGGCGCAUUAUGCAGGUGGUGCUUCAGCGAUCCAGCUCCUACACCGUCACCUUGGCCAAUUUCUCCCUGGGAAAGGAGCUGCCAGUGCUGCGGGAGGUUGGCCUGCUGCAAGACUCUCUGCUUUUCGCCACUGGAAACAAGGUGUCUCAAGUCGCCAUUACCGGCCCAGGCUGCCGCCACUUCCUGACGUGCCAGCGCUGCCUGCGGGCAGAGCGCUUCAUGCGGUGUGGCUGGUGUGGGGGCGUGUGCACUCGGCAGGUGGACUGCGCGGCACUAUGGACAGAGAAGAGCUGCCCUCCCAUCCUCACUGACUUCCACCCCCGAAGGGCCCCCUUGCAUGGCCGCACCCGGGUGACGCUCUGUGGGAUGGGCUUCCAGUCACGCAGGCACUUUGCCGCCGUUGGGUCUCCCGUGGCUGGCAGCACCUACCGGGUGACGGUGGGGCAGAGGAACUGCACCGUGCUGCCUGAAGAGAGCCUGGACAGGAGGCCCCCCAUGCUGGCCCCCACCAAAGCCGCUGUGGACGUGCUGGUGUGCGAGCUGGAGCUGAGCAGCGACCAUGUGGUGGCAGGGCCUGUCACGGUUCAGCUCACCAUCGAGGAGCAGACGAAGGACCCGCCCUUCCACGUCAGUGGCUCCUCAUCCCUCAGUGGCUUCAUCUUUGUGGUGCCGAAUGUCACUGCUGUCCACCCUGUGUACGGUCCGCUGGCCGGCGGGACCCAGCUCUCCAUCUGGGGCCGAAACCUGACUGUGGGAAGCAGCUGGAGGGUGACGCUCGGAGGGGCAGAGUGCCCCGUGGUGGGGCAGCAGAGCCCCACCGAGAUUCGCUGCACCAGCCCUGCAGCCAGCAACCUGGGUGAUGUCCCCGUGGCCCUGUGGAUAGACGGGGAGCAGUUCCCUGCCCCGGAGCCAUUCCAGUACCGCCAAGACCCUGUCCUCCAUGACAUCUCCCCCAACUGCACCUACGAGGGUUCGGCCCUCACCAUCCAUGGCACCAGCCUGGACUCCGUGUAUUACCCCAGAAUCCAGUUUGUGGACGCCAGCGUGGUGACGGAGGCCAAGGUGUGCACGGGGCUGCGCUCUUCCGAGCAGCUGGUGUGCCAGAGCCCAGCCUACCCCUUCGCUAACAGGGUGGAGAACGCCCAUGGCAACCUGACCGUGCUGCUGGAUGGCUCCCCUGGGCGCAGGGCUUUCCUCCUGCACUACUACCCCAAGCCUCAGAUCCUGUCCUUUGAGCACGACGACCACAAGUACCACCUCAAGUCUGGUGACGACGAGAUCGAGAUCCAUCAAAUCGGGUUGGACGCACUGGUGGGCUGCAUGAGCAUCACCGUGACUGUGGCGGGCCAGGACUGCCAUCCCAGCGUGCUAAAGAACGAAGUGACCUGCCGGAUCCCCAGGAACCUUAGCCUCCCCCCGGAUGGAGUCCCUGUGCAGAUCUGUGUGAAUGGUGCGUGCCAGUACCUGGGCUUGGUGGUGGCCACCAUUUCCCCAGACCCCCUGACGGGCAUCCUCUUGGCCAUCAUCACCACCUUCAUGUUCGGCUGCCUCCUGGCGUUCCUGGUGGUGAAAUACAGACGCAGGAAGGAGAUGGGGACCGAGAAUUUGGAGAUGAUGGUGAAUCCCAAUGGGAAUGCCCCCAGCUUUGCACCGCUCCCCUCCUUCAUGGACUACCGGGAUGUGCAGGCAGCCACUCCCAGUGGUGGCUUUGGCAGCAGGCGCUUCCGAGAUGCCUCCUACACGGGCAGUAGUGAUGGCUCUGCUGUGCCUCUUGUGAGGAUGCCGUCCUGCUGCGUCGAAAACCUCCGUCCUGAGCUGCUGGAGGAGGUGAAGGAUGUCCUGAUCCCAGAGGAGCGGCUGCUAACACACCGGGACCGGGUUAUCGGCAAAGGGCAUUUCGGGAGCGUGUACCACGGCACAUACAGAGAUCUGUCAGAGAGGGAGAUCCACUGCGCUGUCAAAUCCCUGAACCGAAUCACCGACGUGGAGGAGGUGGAGGAGUUCCUGAAGGAGGGGAUUCUCAUGAAGAGCUUCCAUCACCCCCAUGUCCUGUCGCUGGUGGGUGUCUGCCUGCCACGCCAGGGAUUGCCCCUGGUCGUGCUGCCCUACAUGAAGCACGGAGACCUCCGACACUUCAUCCGCUCCAAGGAACGGAACCCGACGGUGAAGGACCUGAUAGGCUUCGGGCUGCAGGUGGCGCAGGGCAUGGACUAUCUGGCCCACAUGAAAUUUGUGCACAGGGACCUGGCCGCCAGGAACUGCAUGUUGGACCAGACAUUCACAGUGAAGGUGGCGGAUUUCGGCCUGGCCCGGGACGUCUUUGAUAGGGAGUAUUACAGUAUCCGGCAGCACCGCCAGGCCAAGCUGCCCGUCAAGUGGAUGGCGCUCGAGAGCCUGCAGAUCCAGAAAUUCACCACCAAGUCGGACGUGUGGUCCUUCGGAGUCCUCCUGUGGGAGCUGCUGACACGUGGGGCCCCACCGUACCCCGAGGUGGAUCCCUACGACAUAACGCACUACCUGCUGAGUGGCCGGCGCCUGCCGCAGCCUGAGUACUGCCCGAACUCGCUGUACGCAGUGAUGCUGAGCUGCUGGGCUCCGAGCCCCGAGGAGCGCCCCACCUUCUCCACCCUGAUCGGGGAGGUGGAGUGCAUCAUGGCCUCCCUGAAGGGCGAGCGCUACAUCAACCUGAACAUCACCUAUGUCAACCUGGAGCCUGGCCUGUCCAGCCCGUCAGUGCCUGGUUCCGAGGACGAGCUGGCCUCUAGUGGGGAGGAGGGUGAAGCAGCUGCCGCGUGCUAGGGGGUGCUAUCCACCCGUGUGGCACCAGGAACGCAGUCAGAACUGGCCAGGGAGACCUGGGCUGGGCAGCAUGUCAGGGGGCUGUGGCGACAUGAUGGGAGGCGGCACCAGCACCCAGCUGGGCUCCCAUUGGCAUUGCCUGCUUGGCGUGUUGGGACAGGGAUGCUGACCACUACCUGAUAUUCUACCUGAUAUUUAUUGUGUAGCGAAGAGACACAGCAACUAUUUUAAUACAAAGGAACUGUC
Messenger RNA from Mauremys reevesii (Reeves's turtle), 4609 nucleotides. It is a transcript of the gene MST1R, whose product is annotated as macrophage stimulating 1 receptor. Gene Ontology annotation, cellular component: membrane; signaling receptor complex. The record is from RefSeq and is a predicted model, not a curated record. The transcript is spliced from 21 exons. Gene Ontology annotation, biological process: positive regulation of kinase activity; multicellular organism development; cell migration. Lineage: Eukaryota; Metazoa; Chordata; Testudines; Geoemydidae. The coding region runs from base 173 to 4363 and encodes 1396 amino acids. Gene Ontology annotation, molecular function: transmembrane receptor protein tyrosine kinase activity; protein binding; ATP binding.